Molecule: messenger RNA, 1847 nt
Organism: Chilo suppressalis (striped riceborer)
Lineage: Eukaryota; Metazoa; Arthropoda; Insecta; Lepidoptera; Crambidae
Source: the annotation of a GenBank genome assembly
GCCAAUGCGUUCGUUGAGAGCUAUCGCUUGACAGGUAGUUGUAAGCGCCGAUGAGAAAAUAAUAUACUAUUGGAAAAAAAUCACUGACGCGCGAGGUAUAGAGAGCAAACAAAGCGCGGAAUUUAUAUUUAAAAAUUUAUUUAAAACAUCUUUUAGACAUUCGGCUGUUGGAUUGAGCGAAACGAACCUAUCGGGUUUUAUUAAAAAAAAACUUUAUUUUAAAAUCCGAACCGCUUGUUUGUUUUUUUUUUUUUUUAAUAAACAGGUCUUGUGCGUUUUAAGUGAGAAGUUUUAUAGUGUUUUUAAAAUGGGAUCGGACGAAGGAAACAGCGCUAUAAGGCCAAAGGCAUGUCUUGGGGUGCGGCAUCUUCAGGCCCUGAUGCUGUUCUUGGCGAUGGUGCUCGCGUUUGGAAUGCGAGUCAACAUGAGUAUGGCCAUCGUCGCCAUGACAGACCCGGAUAACGAAAAUUCGUUCGAUUGGAGCAGUCAGCGGCAGAGCGUCAUCCUGUCCUCCUUCUUCUGGGGCUACGUGAUCCUGCAAAUCCCGGGCGGCGAGCUGGCGGCCAGGGUCGGCAGUAAGCUCCUCUUCACCAUCUGCAUCGGCAUCAACUCUGCGGCAUCAUUAGUUGUUCCAAUAGGAGCUGCAUAUGGAGGAUGGCAGUUAGUUUGUGCCUGUCGGGUUGUGCAAGGGUUGGCCCAAGGAAUCCUGUUUCCAUCGAUGCAUAAUAUAAUAGGAAAAUGGAUACCGCUGGAAGAAAAAAGCCGCUUAGGAACCAUCAUUUACUCUGGUGCUCAGCUAGGCACAGCGCUCCAACUCAUAGCAUCGGGAUAUAUAGCCCAGUACUGGGGGUGGCCUGCCAUCUUCUACGUGAACGGUACUCUAGGCGUCGUGUGGACCGUCAUCUACAUGUUCAUCGGGUCAGCGUCACCGAAAACCUCGCGCAUCAUCAGCGAAGAAGAGAAGCUUUACAUCGAGACCUCGCUUGGACAUGUUGGCGAGCAAAAGAAACUGAAAACGCCGUGGAAGGCGAUCUGGACUUCGGUGCCGUUCGUGUCGCUGAUCAUCGCACACUGCGGACACAACUGGGGCUUUUGGACACUUAUGACUGAAAUACCUUCCUAUAUGAAGCAAGUGCUGGGAGUUGAUAUUAAAUCGAACGGUGUCAUGUCUGCGCUUCCUUACUUGGCCAUGUAUCUGAUGAGUUUCCCACUAGGAUUCAUUUCCGAUUACACGCUCAAGAAGAAGUGGCUCAGUAUCACCGCUUGCAGGAAAAUAUCCAAUUCCGUUGGUCAAUGGGGACCGGCGCUGGCCCUCAUAGGGCUGUCGUAUGCCCCGGCUGACGCCACCAUAGCGGUUGCCAUUUUGACAGCCGUCGUUGGCUUGAAUGCUGGACACUACACUGGCUAUUUGUUGGUCCACAUCGAUAUGUCACCCAACUUCGCCGGUACUCUGAUGGGCAUCACCAACUGUAUCGCCAACACGAUCUCCAUAAUAGCACCGCUUGUAGCCGGCGUCAUUCUCACCGACCAGACUGACGUAACGCAAUGGAGGACGGUGUUCUACCUAUCAUCAGUGAUAUACUUCGUCGCGAAUUUGAUUUUCGUCGUCUUCGGCACGUGCGAGACCCAGGCAUGGAACGAGCCCGAAUCAGAGGACACUAAAGUUUCAGAUAGUACAACUCAGAAGAAAAUUGAAAAGGUGGUGUGAACCAUAACUACAUAUCUGUGUUUAGAGUUAUUUUAUUAUUGAAUAGAUAGGAAUACUUUUGUACCUCAGCAAACUUGUAUAUAUUAUUAUAUAUCAGCGAAAGUAUUAGUAUGAUAAUAAAGUUCACAAUUUAUACAAA